AUGGGAGCGUCAGAUGCAGCUUCAGCGGCAGCCCUUAGAUACAACAAGAACAUCGAACAUGUGCGAGCGGCUGAAUACCCUACUCUGCAAGAUGUCAUAUAUGUAGACCACGCUGGAUCAACGGUAUACGCCCAAUCACUUAUCCAGUCGUACGCGAGAGACCUCCAGAGCAACCUAUACGGGAACCCUCAUUCGGACAACACCCCAUCUCGCGUGUCCGGCGCCCACGUUGAUGCGAUUCGCGAGCAGCUCCUUCGCUUCUUCGGAGCAAGCCCUAACGAGUUUGACCUUGUUUUCACAGCUAACGCGACUGCUUCCAUCAAACUCGUUGGCGAGUGCUUAUCCCACUAUACUCGGCCCCGUCGAGCGUCUCCCUUGAGCAGGCGGCGGGGAUUCAAGUAUGUCUACCACCAGGAUUCUCACACGAGUCUGGUCGGACUGCGUGAGAUAGCCGCUGGUGGAAGCAUGUGCCUGUCAAGGGACGCGGCCGUCGAGCACUGGAUUAACCAGAGAAAUGGUGACUGUGGACGACGGACUAUCACACUCUUCGCGUAUCCCGGCCAGAGCAAUAUGACGGGUCGCCGGAUGCCACGUUCAUGGCCUCGUAGGAUCCGUCAAAACUGCAAAAACACAUACGUCCUCUGGGAUGCCGCCGCGAUAGCCUCUACCUCCCCCCUAGACCUAUCAGACGCUGAAUCCGCCCCGGACUUCACCGCGGUCUCUCUAUACAAGAUAUUUGGAUAUCCGGAUGUCGGGUGCUUGAUCGUGCGCAAAGCAGCUGCCGACAUUCUCCAGCAACGCCGGUACUUCGGUGGCGGCACGGUGGACAUGGUCAUCAACUCGCCCUCAGCCCGAAUCCCCCGCUGGCACGCAACCAAGACCGAGUCUAUCCACGAAGCCCUAGAAGACGGGACACUCAAUUUCCACUCGAUUGCCGCGAUCCCACACGCCAUCGAGACGCACUGCCGGUUAUUCGGGAGCUUGAAUGACAUCUCAUCGCACUGUGCGUUCUUGAUCGCGGACUUAUAUCAAAAGCUCGUAUCCGUGCGCCAUUCAAACAAUGCACCCCUCUGCCGGAUCUACACCGGCUCAGGCCAGCAGAGCUUUGGGGAUCCAAAUCUCCAAGGCCCAACCAUUGCGCUAUCUGUCUUAAACCCGUCAGGGAAUAUCCACGGGUACGCAGACGUCGAGCGCCACGCAGACAGAGAGAAGAUAUACCUCCGCAGCGGGAGCGUCUGUAACCCCGGGGGCAUGGCAUAUCUGGGCUGGGUGCGGAUGGAAGAUAUGAAAGCGGCGUGGAGUGCGGGCCAUCGCUGCUCAGAUCCUAUCCAGGAAGUUUAUGGGCAGACGACUGGGAUUGUACGGGUUAGUCUGGGGGCGAUGAGUACUAUGGCAGAUGUUGAUGGAUUUGUGGAGUGGUUGGGGCGGAGUUAUCUUGACCGAGAUAUUGGCUUCUUGUGCUCGGAGAAGUCGGGGGAGUCGGAAUGUUCGCUUGAGAUGGCGAAGGCGAGAGCCAGAUCUGUUAAGCAGGGAAAUAAACUGUUGGACAGAUUGGUAAAGAGUAUUUGUUGGAUGUUUUGUCGAUGUGCGUGA
Molecule: messenger RNA, 1593 nt
Organism: Aspergillus puulaauensis
Lineage: Eukaryota; Fungi; Ascomycota; Eurotiomycetes; Eurotiales; Aspergillaceae
Product: putative secondary metabolism biosynthetic enzyme
Exons: 2
Coding region: 1-1593 (530 amino acids)
Biological process (GO): molybdopterin cofactor metabolic process
Molecular function (GO): molybdenum cofactor sulfurtransferase activity
Source: RefSeq, a predicted model, not a curated record